AUGCCGACGCUAUUGCAGACAAGCGUCAAGCUCUAUGCGUUACAAGAGGUCGCCUUCGCUCCCUCUUUCGUCCUGAUACCCGAGAUUGACGACCUGUCGAUCAUCAUGGGGCUAUCAACCGAUACAGACGUCCCACGUAUGAUCACACUCAAUUGGGUCAUAGUUUCACAAGGUUGCACAUCCCGAUACUUUCUAGAAGCUGAGAUUGUUCGUACAGGCAAGCAACUCCUUGCUUGGGUUACAGAGAUCGGAAUGUCCGAACUGCUACUCUGUACUGUUCGUGCCUUCCAUCACUUGUUGCUCCUCAAGAUUGGAAAGGGUCAGAAAAAUUGA
This is a messenger RNA of Fusarium pseudograminearum CS3096, 333 nucleotides long. RefSeq lists its product as uncharacterized. The record is from RefSeq and is a predicted model, not a curated record. The transcript has 3 exons. Lineage: Eukaryota; Fungi; Ascomycota; Sordariomycetes; Hypocreales; Nectriaceae. Bases 1 to 333 code for a protein of 110 amino acids.